Schistosoma intercalatum is the source of this 1050-nucleotide messenger RNA. Lineage: Eukaryota; Metazoa; Platyhelminthes; Trematoda; Strigeidida; Schistosomatidae. The record is from the annotation of a GenBank genome assembly.
AUGAUUCUGUUAUGGGUGUCAGCAUUUUUAGUGCACUUGGCUCUGAUCUUGUACAUAGCAUUACCGUUGAUUGUAGAGAAGUUUCCUGCUUUUUGUCGGCGACUGGUUUUCAAAACACACAGUGGACCUAGCUUUGGUUCCCGAGUUUAUACACACUUUGAAUCUGUGGACAUCCCUAGUGGGCAUGGCCACAAUUUCUACAUCGCUUCUCUAGAUGACAAAGCUCUGUUAGGAGUAUGGCAUAUUCUUCCAUCGAAUAAUGAAGAAAUUAGUGCUGCGGAUUCACGGAGUUAUGAAGAAAUAAUGAAUUCAUUGCCUAAUAAUUUGCCUGUAUUUAUUUAUUUCCAUGGCAAUUCUAAAUCAAGAGCUAUUCCUUGGAGGGUAAACAUUUAUAAACUAUUGUCAUCUCUUGGCUAUCACGUUUUUUGUUUCGAUUACAGAGGUUAUGGCGAUUCAACUGGGUCAUUAACUGGAGAAAAUGACUGUCUACUGGAUAGUUUAACAGUUUUUCAAUUUGUUUGUAAACGGUUUCCUUCAGCGCCGAUUUUCUUUUGGGGUCAUUCACUUGGUACUGGGAUUGUCGGUUGUCUUAUGGAUCAUUUAAAUAAAGAGCAUGAUUCUUUACCAAAUAUUCGUCUUCCAAAAGGUAUUAUUCUUGAUGCCCCAUUUACAUGCUUAACUGAUGUGAUACAUCACAGAAUAUUCAUGAAGCCUUAUCAAUUAAUGCCAACUUUACAAGAACGAUUUGUAUCGGCUAUGAACAAAGUAAAAUUGUCAUUUAAUACACAGUCUAACCUAAUAAAUUGUCCCAUUCCGAUAGUUAUAUUACACGCUGAAGAUGAUGCUGUUGUGCCAUUCACUUUAGGAAAAAAGCUUGCUGAAAUUCUUUCAACUAAUGGUACUUCAGUAUUCUUCAAGCCGUACGAAGGCAAACUCGGUUACCGACAUAAUUUUAUUCACACAGCACCAGAUCUUCCGGAUAUUAUUACAUCAUUUGUUCAAUCCACAUUGUCUGGAAGUUUAAAUGCAUUAGAAGAUUUAAUCAUUUGA